Molecule: messenger RNA, 2290 nt
Organism: Cantharellus anzutake
Lineage: Eukaryota; Fungi; Basidiomycota; Agaricomycetes; Cantharellales; Hydnaceae
Exons: 5
Coding region: 138-2216 (692 amino acids)
Biological process (GO): protein phosphorylation
Molecular function (GO): ATP binding; protein kinase activity; protein binding
Source: RefSeq, a predicted model, not a curated record
CCAGCAGUUUCUAUACCCAAAAACUGCAAAGUUCCAGCACACACUCCCUCUUCUCUCAGCGCGAGGCCAUACGCGCAGCAACGUCUUUCAUCCUGAAAGAGACGCUCAAGCCGCCGAGUGAUCUCGGGAGUGGGAGUAUGCUAAAUAAACAAUGGACUGAAGAGAUGGAGCUGAGGACUAGAAAGCUGGCUCGGAUGGAGAAGGGGUGGAACAAGCGAACCGGGAUGGAAACCAGUAGUGGUGAGGAGAGAGAAAACGCGACAUUUUGUGAAGCGUUAAGAGAUGGCUACGUCCUUUGCCAGUUAAUGAACAAGUGGCGGCCGAACAUUAUCUCCCGCAUUGACCAUCGGGAGGAUGGAGUUACAAAGUCCUCGAAUAUAGUGCGCUUCAUUGUCGCCGCUGCCGAGUUCGGCAUCCCAAACGACACCCUCUGCACUCGCGAUGAUUUCGUGAAAUGCACAAUGGAAUCAAUGGGCCGCGUCGCCAACACUAUAAUUGCUCUGUCAAGUUUUGUUGACACGUUGCAGUUCGCAACAAAAGCCAUACAGAGAAGUCACACCCAUGACAACCGGAGCGACAAGCCAUUCAUCGUCCGACAGCCUAAAGUCCCUCUGCCCCGUCCACCUUCGCCUCCACCCCGCUCGAGUUUGCGACCUGCACCCGCCGUGUCCCGUGCAUCUAUUACCAGCACCUCGGGCGCGACGGACACGACGAGCAUGUACGAUGGGUUUUCCAAAGCUGGCAGUAUCCGAACGAACAUCACAGAGGCAACAUCUAUGGUGCCAUCUUCCGGACACCCAUCAUUAUCAAGGUCUGAGGCCAAGGCAGCCGCAACGGAAUUGACGGUCAAGCCGUUCAGCGUCAGGAUCCCCGAGCUCGAUGAUGUAUUCCUGGAUGCGAUAUCUUCGAAGGGCGGCAAUGCUAAUAAGCCCGGAAACGGGUGGAAGAAACCAGUGGAGGACAGGUCGAUGCAGGUGCCCCUCAAUACAACGAGCCUUAGCAAUGCGAUUGUACAAGGCGUUUCCCCCGCGCCUUCACCUCAUCGUCGAGAGCGCCGGACCUCCGAUCUGAUGCGCGUAACAGAGGAAAAUGAUGAUGAGGGCAAUGCCAAUGGUGGGAACAGCAUAAAUAGCGAUGCGACCGCUGCUCGUAAUGAAAGUCCUUCGCGUUCUUCCGCUGUAGCAGUAGUCAAAUGGCCGGACGGCUUCGUUCAUGCUUUUUCACCAUCCGCGAAGUAUGAGUACCUGGUGGCGAGUCCGACGGGCGCACCCGAGGAAGGUGAAGACGUGUAUAUUGAUUUCGCGGAGACACCCAGGAGGAAUUUCACCGUCCGAAAUGGAAGCACGAGUCCUUCAACAUCGUCCCGCCCCACUGAUCUCUCUGACAAACGUGAAGUAUUUAGCCCCACACCGCGCCGCCCAAGAACCGGACAGCGUAUUUCCUACAGCCCUGUUCCCAGUCCAUCCAAGUUUGACUCAAAUCGAUCUGCAUUCGAUAGGGUGUCCGGUGGCCCUCGUCCCAGCUCCAGGGGGCAUCUCGUUCCAAAGGUUGGCCUGGAAGAAAGCCGUUUUUCCUUUGACAACGGAGAUUGCUCUGUUCCGAUCAGCCCAUCCACCUCGUCGCCUGCAGUCCCUAUUCCAUUCCCUCGCCCCAAAUCAAAUACUGACCCGAAUCGCCUGCAAAUAUUCCCCCCCGCCCCUGUUGGAUAUCCUCUGACAUCUAUACCCGGUUCGCGAGACGGCCUCGACGAAGAAUCCAAAGGUGAAAAUUCUGAACCUUCAUCCUCAAGGCCUCUGCGACGGAUAGGGUUGCGCGUGAGAUAUCAAUCAGAUGCAGGCGCUGCAGGUAGCGAACGAGCUACUGGUGUUGGCCUAGGCCGCACACUUUCCAGCAGAGCUAACGAGCUGAACCGGGGCAGGAGAUCUCGCCAUGAGAGUAUGAUGGAUUUUUCCAGCGAUUUCAAGGAAUUUAAGGCAGAUAUGGGCCCCAUUCGAAGGUUACUGAUUGUAAAAGAGACUGGUUCGCCAACCGUGCACUUCCAACUUGGUAAUUGCAUAGGUCGCGGACAGUUCGGCUCCGUAUAUCGGGCUUUGAAUUUAAAUACGGGCCAAACGGUUGCUGUGAAACAGAUUCGACUUGAAGGUCUUUCGGAGGAUGAAGUAAUUCAGCUCAUGAGGGAAGUGGAGCUUCUCAAGAGACUCUCUCAUCCAGCAUAGUCAAGUAUGAAGGCAUGGUGAGGGAUAAAGAACAUCUGAGUAUUGUGUAUGUAGAAAACGGAUCCCUGGGCCAA